Messenger RNA from Spinacia oleracea (spinach), 555 nucleotides. RefSeq lists its product as uncharacterized. Lineage: Eukaryota; Viridiplantae; Streptophyta; Magnoliopsida; Caryophyllales; Amaranthaceae. The transcript is spliced from 2 exons. The record is from RefSeq and is a predicted model, not a curated record. The coding region runs from base 1 to 555 and encodes 184 amino acids.
AUGGUGUUGAGGAACGGUAGGGUUAGAGGUGCUGCUACAAUUGCUAUUGAUGAGGAUGUGGCUCUAAUGGUGGAGGAGAGUAAAGGUCCAAAAGAGGGUUGGAUUUUGGAUUCGGGAUGCUCACAACAUAUUUGUUGUAGAAAGGAGAGGUUUACUUCUUAUAAACAAAGUGAUGGGUUGUGUGUUACCUUGCCUAACGGGGAAGAGGCAAAGGUUGAGGGUAUAGGUGAGGUUGAGAUCAAGACACAUGAUAGGAAGACUCGAAAAUUACGAGAGGUAAGGUAUAUCUCGAGACUUGAUCGCAAUCUCAUAUCUUUGGGUCGUUUAGAUGACUUGGGUUAUGCUAUUCAUAUUGAGAGAGGUCGUUUGGAGGUCACCAAGGCUAAGAGUGUGAUCUUGAGGGGACGACAUAACAAACAAAAUCUCUUCAUACUCGAAAGAGGUAGUGGAAGACGGAUUUCGGCUCAAGGGAAGGCAAGCUCCGAAAGUUGUUUGCUGGUUCGUGAAGAGACUCAGUUGAGUUUAAGGGAAGAGUUUGUUCUCAAUCGUUCGUGA